UGAAGAAAGAGAGAGAAUGUGGACAUGCUAAACAUGCUUAAGACUGGGUCAUUUGGACCACCAUUGUUAUGUUUGUUGUAGCAUUUAAACAUGCUUGUCUUGAUCUAAUCAACACAGGUAUUGCAUCAGAAAAUAGAAUGGAUAGAUCUCCUUCUUGCUGUUCUAUACAUUCUGCGAUCAACCGUGGGGCCUGGACUGCCAAGGAAGACAUGAUUUUGAGAGAAUAUAUCACAAAUCAUGGGGAGGGAAGAUGGAGUUCUAUACCCAUUAAAGCAGGUCUGAAUCGAGGUGGAAAGAGUUGUAGAUUGCGAUGGAUGAACUAUCUUCGUCCAGGCAUUAAGCGUGGAAACAUUUCUGCUGAUGAAGAGGAACUCAUUAUUCGAUUGCAUGGACUUGUGGGUAAUAGAUGGUCUCUGAUCGCAGGACGACUGUCUGGUCGAACAGAUAAUGAAAUAAAGAACUACUGGAACACAAAACUAAGCAAGAAGUGCCUUCCACAAAACAUUAAAAAGAAUCUUGCUCCUCCUGGAAAACACCAUAUCCUGAAAUCUGGUCCUGUCAAAUCAAAGGCGGUUAGAUUAUCAAGGUGCUGCAACAGAAUUUGGGUCACUAGCAUUUCAGAUCAUCGAGACUUGAAUACCCCUGUUGGUGCCAAAAUAAUGAAGAAUUCCAAAUUGUUAUGUGAACAGAAGCUGUUGACAGAGAAUGACUCUGGUUUCAUCGACCUUGGAAUUCAGAAAAGCUCUACUCAAUGGGGAUUUCCAUCCAUGCAAAAUAUUGAUCAAUUUUCUCCGCCUUUCAUGCCCAAUUUAGUCGAGUCACCAUUGCUACCUUCUAAGCAUGAUACAGAAAACGAAUCUGAAGCAUCAGGGAGUUUAUUGAAUUUCAAUCAAAUGCAAACUGUGGACAUUGAUUUUCUCUCGUGGCCAUACUAUUAUCUGGACAAUCUCACAAUCGAAGGAAGGCCUGAUAAUAUCUUUGAACAAGGAAUGGAAGGAAUCUAAAGAUGUUCUCAGCAGUAUGAUUGGUUAGAUGAAUUACAAUAUUUUUAAAUCUUCUUGUUAUUUUUGUUAUUUUUGAGUUUGAUUGUGUG
Molecule: messenger RNA, 1093 nt
Organism: Cryptomeria japonica (Japanese cedar)
Lineage: Eukaryota; Viridiplantae; Streptophyta; Pinopsida; Cupressales; Cupressaceae
Product: transcription factor MYB1
Exons: 3
Coding region: 69-1004 (311 amino acids)
Source: RefSeq, a predicted model, not a curated record